Molecule: messenger RNA, 1377 nt
Organism: Meira miltonrushii
Lineage: Eukaryota; Fungi; Basidiomycota; Exobasidiomycetes; Exobasidiales; Brachybasidiaceae
Product: kinase-like protein
Exons: 2
Coding region: 1-1377 (458 amino acids)
Biological process (GO): intrinsic apoptotic signaling pathway in response to endoplasmic reticulum stress; mRNA processing; protein phosphorylation
Cellular component (GO): IRE1-TRAF2-ASK1 complex
Molecular function (GO): RNA endonuclease activity; protein serine/threonine kinase activity; ATP binding
Source: RefSeq, a predicted model, not a curated record
AUGGGAGUCAUUUGUGAUCCGGUGAAUCGAUCAUUGAUCAUCUCUGAUGAGAUUCUGGGAUAUGGCUCCUCCGGCACGAUCGUUUUCAAGGGGAAUUUCCAAGGUUGUGCAGUAGCUGUAAAGAGGCUAUUGAGAGAUUUCGUUGAUGUUGUGUCCAAGGAGGUCUCGUUGUUGGAGUCUGCUGACAAUCAUGCAAACGUAAUCCGAUACUUUUACAAAGAGGUGACCGAUUCAUUCUUGUAUAUCGCCUUGGAAUUGUGCCCUGCAAGUCUUGCCGAAGUUAUUGAAAAGCCAAACGAGCAUCAAUCUUUGAGCGCCAUUCUAAAACCGAAAAAAGCACUCUCGCAAAUUGCUUCAGGUUUACAGCACCUUCACUCCCUUUCAAUCGUUCAUCGUGAUAUCAAGCCACAAAACAUCUUGGUCUCACAAACUUCAAAAGGGGAAUUGAAGAUGCUCUUGUCAGAUUUUGGGCUUUCGAAAAGGCUCGACGGAGUUGCACAAACGAGCUUCAGUCAAACAGUAAACAAUCCCGGAGGAACUUUUGGCUGGCGUGCUCCAGAGAUCUUGCGUGGUGAUGUCAACCUAGAUGCAGGUGCUGAUACUUGCGAUAGUACUUCGUCCUUCACUUCCGUAAGCGAUCAAGAAAACGGUGGCGAGUCAAAGCGUUCAGAAGAUCGGAAACGAUUGACAAGAGCAGUCGACAUUUUUGCAUUAGGGUGCUUGAUGUAUUACGUUUUAUCCAAUGGCGAUCAUCCUUUUGGCUCACGCUUUGAGAGGGAGAUGAACAUCUUGCGACGAUCGAUAGAUCUUCAACGUUUGGAUGGAUUGGGAGAAGAGGGACAUGAAGCUCAACAUUUGAUCUGUGCAAUGACCAAAUAUGAGCCUGAGCAAAGGCCAGAUGCAUUGAAGAUUUUGUCGCAUCCAUACUUUUGGGAUUCUCAUCGUAGAUUAUCCUUCUUGCAGGACGCAAGUGAUCGAUUUGAUAUUAUGGAGCGUGAUCCUCCAGUCGCUUCCCUCGUCCUCGUGGCACUGGAGGCGAACGCAGUGGACAUUGUUGGAAAUGAUUGGCAUCGUCGAUUGGAUCGACAAGUGAUGGAAGACUUGAACAAGAGAAGGAAGUAUGACCCAAAAAGUAUUGCCGCUCUCUUACGUGCAAUUCGAAACAAGAAACAUCACAUACACGACCUGCCCCAUAACGUGAAGAGACUCUUCACAAUCGCAGGCGUGCAAUUGCUGCCGGAUGGCUUCUUGGCCUACUUUACUUCAAGAUUUCCCCGUCUGUUUCUACAUACGUAUGAAGUAGUGGAUUCGUAUCCGGUUCUGAAAUCUGAAUCUUCCUUCUUGCUGUACUUCAAACCUUUUUCCGAUGAAAUUUGA